Cladocopium goreaui is the source of this 2451-nucleotide messenger RNA. NCBI's taxonomy places the organism in Eukaryota, Dinophyceae, Suessiales, Symbiodiniaceae. The record is from the annotation of a GenBank genome assembly.
AUGCAUCAGCGGCUACAGCAUCAAUCGAUCAUCGACGUCGAGGACGGGUCGAGCACCUCCAGGAGAUUGGGAGCCGUGUCGAGUGCGAGCCUCGGCCGGUUCUUCGUCGGGCCUGCGGAAUGUCCGUCUUCAAGGCCAGAGAUGAGCACGGCGACGCGCUCCUCGUCAUCAGGCCUGGACUGCACAUGGACUUGGGGCGUACCGCCUGGGCACCCGGAUGGAUCGGCGGAUGGGGCCGUCGAGUUCGCGGAAGUGACUGUCUCUGGCUCCAACUUCGGCUCCGCUUGGACCACGGGCGCGUUCAUCUCCUGGUUCAACGUGCCCGCCCUUUGCCUUGGCACGCGGCGCAUCAUGCAGCCGGGACCGGGGCCACCGGUAGGGCCGUUGGUGCCGCGGGAAGUGAUGGAUGCGCCCACGCCCAUCAUUUCUUAUUGGUACGUGGGUGAAAACAACUGGAACGUUUGCAUCCAACAGAUGGCGGAGACAUAUCGGAUGAUCACGGGGGACUUCAGUGGCCAAUGGAGUGAGGAACAACGUCUCAUUCAGGAGUCACGAGGCGAGAAAAUCAAAGACAAAAUCUAUCGGGAGACAGGCGGCCGCCUCGGGGAGGAAUAUAGCCCCAGCACGCGGACCGCCAAGGUGAAAGACAUCUUUCAGGAUCCGAAGUUUCCACCCAACAGCAAAUCCUGGUUCAAAGGUAACGAGGUACCGGACUAUAGCACCUUGCAGAAGCCGGCCAUGUGGCGAAGACUGCAGGAGAUGGUCAUGGACGCGCCAUAUCCCUUCAGUCAGCCUGGCAUCGUGCCGCGCGCCGGGCGCAUUUACCAAGGCAUGCUGGAGAACUUCUACCUAGUGGCUGGCAUGCAAGCGGUCGCAAUGAAACCUUGGUUGAUCGCCCAGAUCUUUGCGGACAUGAAGUUCUCCAACCCGUCCAUAGGAGUUUACAUCCUCCGUUUUUACAAGCACGGCCAAUGGCAUCAGGUGGUGAUCGAUGAUGCCAUCCCCUUCGAUUCGGCGAUGAAUCCCUUAACUGCGAGGACAGAGUUUUGGCCCUCCUUGCCAUGGCCGGCUCUGGUAGAGAAGGCUUACGCCAAGCUCCAUGGCAGCUGGGAAGGUCUCAGCGGUGGCGGUCAUGUCGAAGAGGUCAUGACGGACCUCACGGGCGGGUGCUCCACCCGCUUCGGAACAGCUGAUGUUGCGCAAGACCGACUGUGGCAAUACAUGUACUUCUUGCAAGACAUGUGCCUCUUUGGAUGCAACAUCAACGACAAGGAGUGCGCAAAGAGGAGAAUUCCCAUGGAGCAGCACUACGCUUCCGCCAUUUUUCGCUUGGCCAAACACGAGGGCGUGCCUUAUGUCUGCGUUUGCAUGUCAGCCCCGUUGAUGGCCGUGGCGCGAAUGCCUUCGUGUCGCGUUCCCAUGGCCGAAGGCUAUGGCGUUGCGGAGGGCUUUGUGUGGCUUCGGAUCGAUGAUUUCGUUCAGCUCUUUGAUACGGUUUAUGAGUGCCGCCUUGUGAACUCCAUCUCCAUGGGGAACUUGUCGCCGGCCUGGAUCCCGGGCGAGGCCUUUUUCGAGGAAAUCUACGCCUUCCAAGGUGAUGUUUACACAGAGACAUCACCCAGUUUUCUCAUGGAGAUCUUAGAUACGCCCAACGAGCUGAUCUUGGAAGUCACCCAAACAGACCUGCGCUACGGCGAUGCGCACGAGACCCCCGAGCUAUCACGCCCCAUGCAAGCGCCGUUGCUGUUGCGCUUCUUUCAGUGCAGCAAGGACGUGAGUGAUGCCGGUGGGGGCGAGGUCUAUAUGGUGCACAUGUCUGCCUGGGGCCACACCAGGGAUGCCAGUCUCAGCGUCAAGGUGAUGAGGCCUGGAAAAUAUCUGGCCAUGGUGUCCAUUCCAGCCAAGUACACCUGCCAUCGGAUGAUCUUCCGCUGCUACUCCACGCGGCCUUUGGUGAUGAAGCCCAUCACACAACAUCGCUCCUGGAUUUCGGUGAACCCAUCGAUGCCCUUGAAUGCCAUUCCAUACUCCCUAUGUGGCUUUCAACGAGUAGAUGCACUGAGCGAAAAACUGCCGCAGAUGUUCGAUGAAGCAGAAGGUCGUGGAAAACCCAUGGCCAAUGCCCAGUUGGACUUAUCUGGCUUCGGCAUCGGCCCCGGGCCCGGCUUACCUGGCCUGCCGGGCAUGCCCAACCUGCAGCUGCCGGGCAUGCCGAACCUGCAGCUGCCGGGCAUGCCCAAUGUGCACCUGCCGAACUUGCCAAAUAUCGGGAAGAUCCCGAACCCUCUCACGGGCUUGGAGGAUUUGUCCCUGGACCUACAAGGCUACAGCUACUCGGCGCAGAUGAACAACCCCGGGCGCCUGAAGGCCGUGGGCCAAUUCGGCGGCCAAGGCGCCGUCGCCAGCGUCAGUGCGGCCGAGGUGCAGGAUGCCAACUGCUGCAUCGCCUGA